Messenger RNA from Wyeomyia smithii (pitcher-plant mosquito), 2375 nucleotides. RefSeq lists its product as uncharacterized. Gene Ontology annotation, cellular component: P-body; cytosol. Gene Ontology annotation, molecular function: protein binding. The record is from RefSeq and is a predicted model, not a curated record. Lineage: Eukaryota; Metazoa; Arthropoda; Insecta; Diptera; Culicidae. Gene Ontology annotation, biological process: neurogenesis. The coding region runs from base 513 to 2273 and encodes 586 amino acids. The transcript has 3 exons.
GCUGGCAUCUCGCCAUGUUUCGAGGACUAACAUCUCAGCGUGUGUGUAAACGAGAUAGCAUAUCACCGCCACUUUUCAUACGCAUAACAUAGCAUCUGUCAAUGGGGCCCGCAAAUUGCGGAUCCGCAGUGAUGUUAGCUCCUAACGGAGCAAAGCAAAUAAGAUAGAGAUGCCAGCUAGCUGGUUGCGGGUGUUGCUUCUUCUUUUUCUUAAAAAUACCCUGCAUUCUAUUUUUUUUUUGUGAAAGGACAAUAUAUCGAUAUCCGAUAAUAUUGCUUGCUGAAGCAUCGAUGCCAAAUACUCGAUAUAUCGAAGGAAAAGUAUCGAUACUCGCGGCAUCGAUAAAGUAUCGCACAUCCCUACCAUCACUAGUGACUAGAUCACAAUAAAUAUAUUUCUCUUAAAAAUAAAAUACCCUAUAUUUUUUAUUGUUUUAUGUGCUUAUUUGCGUUUAUUGCUGAUUAUAUCUAAGUGGUAUUGUAAUUUUUAAUUUGGUAAAAUCAGGUGAAAAAAUGGACCCAAUUAUCGACUGGCAAAUAUCUCGGCACGAUAUCAAGUCUCGUGGUCAGUAUCUCCUUGAGACAGGAAAAUGGGCUGAUUGUCAUUUUCUUGUUGGUCAAGAACCAAACCAUCAAAUGCUAGCUGGACAUAAACUGAUUCUCGCUAUGGCGUCACCUGUCUUCGAAGCUAUGUUCUAUGGUGGGCUAGCUGAAAAGAAUGACCCAAUUCCAAUCCUGGAUUUGGAUCCUUCAGCAUUCAAAUCACUGCUAGAAUAUAUUUACACUGAUAAAAUAAGCAUCAAUUCUGUAGACAAGGCCUGCGAGCUGUGCUAUGGGGCAAAAAAAUAUAUGUUACCUCAUGUUGUUGAACAGUGUAUCACAUUUUUGUGGUCAGAUCUAUGUCCCAAAAAUGUCUGUCGAGCCUAUGAAUUUGCCAAACUAUUUGAAGAGCCACGUUUAAUGGAAAAGUGCUUGCAAAUAAUGUGUACCAAAACGCUCGACGUUAUACAAGAUUCAAAUUUUGAAGAUGUGGAGUUGAGCACUAUUGUUACUAUACUGGAUCAAGCUGUACUGAAUAUUGAUUCUGAACUAAAUUUAUUCUGGGCUAUCAACAAAUAUGCGGAGAAACAUGGGCUUUGUGUUAGUCGUAGUUCUGAGACAAAUCAACAAAAUAUAGAUCAAGACUCGAACAGUUCUCCACAAUCCCCAAUUGAUGUUGAUAUAGAGGCUCCUCCGUCGAACAAUCUUCCUCAACGCAACAGUACUACUGGAUUAGUAAAUAAUGAGCAAGCAGGUGCGGUAAUGGUGCCUGUUGCAAACGCUGUACGUCAGCAGGAGCUACCCACAAUUCGCGAUGCCAUUCGGCGUGUUCGUUUUUUGUCAUUAACACCACAACAGUUCGCAGAUGGACCCGCUAGGACAAAUUUAUUAACGCAAUCAGAAGCUUUUGCCAUUUUAAUGAAUAUUUCAACCUCUAACAGUUGCUAUCCAAUGCCAGAGGGUUUCACAACAAACAAGAGUCCAAGAAAUGCAUUUUCAGAAUCUUCAUCAAGUCCAGUUCCCGGCCCGAGCGGAGUUUCUACCACUCAUCGACCUGGUGUGUCUGGACCUAGUCCGAGUGGAAUAUUUCCACAGCACGUGCCGCCUCCACAGCCUGCUCCUCUGCCAACUAAAAGUUUUCCAGCUCCGGUUCCAGCACCAAUUCCUCCAGCACACCCGGAAAGUGUAGAAAGCCCUUUUUUUUCGGAUUAUCUUGAAGAAAUACGAAACAAUGAUUCAAAUUAUGAUCGUAAAUAUUAUUGCCGUCGAAUUAUGCGACAGCAAACAGAAUGUCUUAACACUUCGGUUUUAGACUGCUCUUUAACAUUCAUAGUUGAUCGUUCAGUUUGCAUCACGGGCAUUGAAGUGCCAACACAAGUGCAAGGUUCUACUAUCGUUGGGAACGAUCGCUAUUCAGAAUUACUCUACGCCCAUCUGCUCGAUGCCCAUGGAUCCCGCCUAACAUACACUCAUUGUAAUCAACGUGUCCAGUUCAAUUCAAUGCUUGAGAUCUCGUUUGAUCGACCAGUUUUUAUACAACGUAACAAAAUGUAUAAAAUCGGAGUUGUUUUCAACAAAGUCGGUUGGUAUCCUGUAAGCCAAUCAGUUACUAAAGUUAACUGCGAUAACGUUGGUUUCACAUUCUGUGUUGGGUCUCAGUCCGAAUCAGUUCGGGAUAAUUUUAUAAGAACAAUUGUUUUCACUUAUACGCGCGACGGAAUUGUUUACCCUUAGGAACAAACAAAAUUUGGUUCCGCGGCUAAUGUGCUACUGCUACCGAUAUAUAACAGUGCAAUUAUACUUAAAACCAUCAAUAAACUAAAUCAAGAAAAAUGA